This is a messenger RNA of Hibiscus syriacus, 2657 nucleotides long. RefSeq names its product AP2-like ethylene-responsive transcription factor ANT. The record is from RefSeq and is a predicted model, not a curated record. The transcript is spliced from 10 exons. Bases 212 to 2266 code for a protein of 684 amino acids. Gene Ontology annotation, molecular function: DNA-binding transcription factor activity; DNA binding. Gene Ontology annotation, biological process: regulation of DNA-templated transcription. Lineage: Eukaryota; Viridiplantae; Streptophyta; Magnoliopsida; Malvales; Malvaceae.
GUUCAUUUUCAAAGAGACCAGCUCUGUUUCUCUUGACAGAUUGUGAAAGUGCAUGGAUUAAAGAGUCCCAGGCCAUUCAAAAUGUUGGGAGGGAGGCAAGUGAUUUUCGGUAUGAUUAGAUUAUUUUCCUUUCAAUGAUUGAGUUGCCUUGCAGCUAGGACUCUGCUGGAAACUUCUAAGUCAGAAAAGCAAGAGGGGGAGAGAGAAGAAGAUGAAGUCUCUGAACGACAAUAACAAUGGCAGCAAUAAUAACUGGCUGGGUUUCUCACUUUCGCCCCACAUGAACAUGGAGGUGGCUACCGAUCCCCGACACCGUUCUCAUCAGUACCCUCAUCACAGUCAAGCUUCUGCUGCCGACGCCGCUGUUUCUUCUGUAUCUAAUGCUGUUCCUACGAGCUUCUACUUGUCUUCUCACCUCAAUGGCUCUGGAAUCUGCUAUGGAGUUGGUGAUAGUGGAGGCUUUCACGCCGCUUUGUCUGUUAUGCCACUUAAGUCAGACGGGUCUUUAUGCAUCAUGGAAGCUCUCUGCAAUAGAUCACAGUCAGAAGGGAUUGUGCCUACCUCGUCUCCAAAACUGGAGGACUUUCUGGGUGGUGCAACUAUGGACCCUCAUCAAUAUGGAAGCAACCAACGGGAAACAAUGCCUCUCAGCUUUGACAGCAUGUACUACCACCAAGAUGCGAACCAGGAACCCAACCGGCAGCAUUCCCUGGACCUUCUCCAAGAACCCUUUAGAGAGCAAGAACAAGGGCUUUCUGUUCAAACUCACCCGUACUUUUCAGGACUUGCCUGCCAUGCCAUGUAUCAGUCGCCAUUGGAGGAGGAAACCAAGGAUACCCAACUUCCAGACUGUGAUUCCCAGAUUCCUCAAAUGGGAGAAGAAACAAUGCCUUAUUUUAUAAACUGGGUAGCUAGGCACUUUUCUUCCCGUAGUUCAACGGAACAACAGAUGACUAGUAGCAUCGUCGAUAAUGGUGUAGCUUCCGGUGCUGUCGGUCCAAUGGGUUGUGGAGACUUGCAGUCCCUCAGUUUGUCAAUGAGUCCUGGUUCCCAAUCCAGUUGCGUUAUAGCUCCAAGGCAGAUCUCACCAACUGCCACUGAAUGUGUGGCCAUGGAAACUAAGAAAAGAGGGCCUGGAAUGGUGAGUCAGAAGCAAACUGUUCAUAGGAAGUCCAUUGACACUUUUGGACAAAGAACAUCCCAGUAUCGAGGUGUCACAAGACAUAGAUGGACGGGUAGAUAUGAAGCUCAUCUGUGGGACAAUAGUUGCAAGAAAGAAAGGCAAACCAGGAAAGGGAGGCAAGUUUAUCUUGGGGGUUAUGACAUGGAAGAGAAGGCUGCUAGAGCUUAUGAUCUUGCUGCUCUUAAGUACUGGGGAUCUUCCACGCAUAUAAAUUUUCCGCUUGAAAAUUACCGUGAAGAACUGGAAGAAAUGAAGAACAUGAACCGCCAGGAAUUUGUUGCCCAUUUACGGAGGAAAAGUAGUGGGUUCUCGAGAGGGGCCUCAAUGUUCAGAGGAGUUACUAGGCAUCAUCAACAUGGAAGAUGGCAGGCUCGCAUUGGCAGGGUUGCUGGUAACAAGGACCUUUAUUUGGGAACAUUUAGCACCCAAGAGGAAGCAGCCGAAGCUUAUGACAUUGCCGCAAUCAAGUUUCGCGGUGCAAAUACCGUGACGAACUUCGACAUCACUAGAUACCACGUUGAGAGGAUCAUGGCCAGCAGUAGUCUGCUCGCUGUGGAGUUAGCUAGGCGAAACAAAGAGACUGAUUCCAACAAUGAGGCUGGUGAUUACAAUACACACAGGAUAUCCAUCGGUGAGACCCUUCAACCCCUAGUCGGCCACGGGAAUGCUUUGGACUGGAAAAUGGCUCCGAAUCAAUCACCAAAGCUGCAACCGCAAUCAAUUGUUGAUGGUGUCAAGUCAAUCGUACACAAAUCUGUGAAUAAUGAAAACUAUCGAAAUCCCACUUUCUCAUCGGCCCUGCAUGAUCUCGUUGGUGUCAAUUCGGUGAGCUGUAGUCAGCCAAUGGUGGAUGAAUCCAUCAAGACAGGAGGAACUCAUUAUUCUAACUCAUCUUCGUUGGUAACCAGCGUAAGCAACUCUAGAGAAGGCAGCCUAGAUAAACCGGGGUCCACAAUGCUCUUUGCUAAGCCUCCCUUGGCAUCGAAGUUAGUUACUCCAACAAAUGGUGUUAGUUGGUUCCUCUCGGCCUCGAUGCAGCCCUGUGAUCUCUCAAUGAAAUACUUGCCCCUAUUUGCCGCCUGAACUGAUACCUGAAACCCUUGUCUGCUGUUAAUACAAACACGAAAAGUUUUGCAUGUGCAGUGCAAAGUUGAUGGAAUUGGAGGGAGGGAGAAGGUAAAUUUUGAUUAUGUCUUUUUCUAGGUGCAGUUUUUUGUGGGAGUAAGGGAUUAAUGGAAGACAAGGGUGGGGACCAGUUAUCUUUCUGGUAACCAAAUUGUAAGAAAUCUUUUCCUUUUGGCUUAUGUAAGAAUGAGAGACUAAAAAUGGGAGGGAAGGGGGGGAUUAAAGGAGGCGUAAUGAUUAAAUUCUAUGAAAUGAUAUAUUAUUCGAUCCUGCUUUUCUGCUUUAUAUGGGAGCUGCAAAGUACAAAAACCAGCUCAAUGUUUGUCAAUAAUGCAAGAAGGGAAGCUUA